Hippoglossus stenolepis (Pacific halibut) is the source of this 2916-nucleotide messenger RNA. RefSeq names its product OAF homolog a (Drosophila) (gene oafa). The record is from RefSeq and is a predicted model, not a curated record. NCBI's taxonomy places the organism in Eukaryota, Metazoa, Chordata, Actinopteri, Pleuronectiformes, Pleuronectidae. The coding region runs from base 495 to 1385 and encodes 296 amino acids. The transcript is spliced from 4 exons.
CUUUUCAGAGGGUGGUAUAGCUUUAAGAGUUUACUACCAUCCCUACACACACUCUCACACACACACACACACACACAACAGAAAGUUUGGAAGCGGUGGGAUACCGACGGGUAGGAAGUGACGGGGGAGCACGAAGUGUCGAGGGAGGAAUAAAAAGAAGACGUGACUAUCAACAGAAAGCAGAAUGAGGAGCAACGUGCGGGUGUCGGCUGCCGCUGUAGCGCGCGGGGGGGAAACUGGAUUGCGCACGAUCUUAUCAGCGGACACACACACUUUCAAUGGAGGUGAACUCAGCUCCUACAAGUGAAAAAGCAGAGAUUUCAGAGAGGGGGAUUGUCGUCCUGAUUUCCAUGUAAUUCUGGAAAGUGCUUGCGCUCAGGAGGAGGAGGAGGAGGAGGAGGCCAUAUGGAGGUGCGACCUGCGAACUACAGCCCCGCUCUGAAUAUGAAGGGAAAGACUUUUUGCGACAAAUCCCAGAGAAUAGUUGAGGGGAAAUGAACGCAGAUCUGGGGCACUUCACCUCGGUUUUCUCCUCUGUCGGGUCGGGUUGUGCGUCUUUGGGGAUGUGUGCGAGUUGCGUCUCUGCGGCUUCAGUUCGGAUACUGACGCGUCUGUGCGCCCUGGUGCUGGUGGUCGCGGUGGGACUCGGGUCGGAGCUGCGGGUCCGCGUCCGGCUCGUUGACGGACUGGUGACCGAGGAGGUGCUGGAGGCGGACAGCGAGAGAGACUUGAUAUCAGUGGAAUUCAAGCAGGGAGAUGGGACACUCAUCACUUUUAUGGCGGACUUUAAACAGGAUGUGAAGAUAUUUCGGGCGCUGAUUCUCGGCGAGCUGGAAAGAGGGCAGAACCAGUACCAGGCGCUGUGCUUCAUCUCUCGCCUCAACCGCAAUGAGAUCAUCCCCAGCGAGUCUAUGGCCCGCCUCAGACAGAAAAACCCUCAGGCCAUUCGCUUGGCAGAGGAGCGGCGGGGACUGGAGCAGCUGACCAUGAGCGUGGCCGUCAAUCUCAGCCGGGCCUUGCAGCUCAGCUCCCACAUCCACAACAUGUGCAGCGAAGCCCGAGAGGCCGUCUACACCAGGGAGUCAGAUGUCAAACACUGGCUGGACAAAGGCGUGGAUGGCUCCAUAUUCGAGGUCCUGCCCGUAACGACGGAGGCGCCCAGCUUUCAGGCCUGUCACUCCACUAAAGACUUGUGGCAGCCCUGUGUCUGCACGUACAGCCUGCGCCUGGAGUGGUACCCGUGUCUGCUGAAGUACUGCCGCAGCCGGGACACCACAGGUAGAGGCAGCACCUACAAGUGUGGCAUAAAGAGCUGCAGCAAGGGCUACCAUUUCACCUACUACGUUCCCCAGAAGCAGCUGUGUCUAUGGGACGAGGAGACCUAGCGUUUGUUUCUGGACGGGCGAAGCAAAGAGAUGCUUCCCCACCCGUGCUGUUCAAAGUGAACACAGCAACACUGGACCUCAGUUUAUGUGAUGACGAGUGAGGCGGUCUCAGAUGGGGAGUGGUGAGAUCCAGACGUUCCAGCUGAAACGGAAACAAAUUCAGGUUCGCAAAUGAGACCAAAACCUUCACGGAGGGACAGAUGCAGCACAUUGUUCGAAGAGACUAAUUCAACUUUCUGGGAAAACGACAUAUCAACAACUACAAUGUGUCUUUGCCAAGAAACUCUUUUGUGCCUUUCUUUUUUGGGGGAUAUGACGGGAGCAGUUGACGGAGACCAACAACAAUAACCUCUCGAAGAAGCUACUGUAUGCACAAAGCUGGACAGUGCAUUUCUGCUCAAUUAAAUACAAGCAGAGUCCCACUCUGACACAAAGGAGUUAUACAAACACACUCUUCCAUCCUGAUGAAGGAAGAUUUGGAUGGUGGACGUCUCCCUCUUCUAAAGCUCUGUGAAAAACCUUUUGUAUAUCCAGCUAAAUGCCUGUUUAUAACAAUGUAAGCUGGCUGACAAAGAAAAUGUUUCUUCAAUGCUGGCUUUAUUUAUUUUAGUUGCAAAGUGAAAUUAUGGAGGACUAUUUUUGUAUAAUUUUUUUUUUUUAAAUAACCUCAUCCUUUUCUCCUCCUCUCUUUUUUUCCAAUUAAACUAGCUCUUAAUCUUACAUAUCCAAACCACAGGUCCUCAGUAGUAGGACGUAUUCAAACACAUUUCAGAAACAUUUUUAACCUCCUGGUUAAAAUCCAGAUGUCGCGUUACUUCCACGCCUGGUUUAUCAUUGUAUUUCAGUUUUAGUUUGGCUUCCCCCACCACUCACAUCCCACGUCUGUUUCCAGUAAACCAAAGUCACAAGUAAAUGCUGUCAAAGGGGGUAAAGUUUACUUUUUAGAAACAGACUCUUCAGUAUGAUGUUUUCCUGCAGGUUAGCCUUUUUUAUAAUCUAUACUGCCAUCUACUGGUCAUACAGUGUUUCUUGUGUUUACGGUUUCAUGUCUCCUAAAUGUUAAUAAUUUAUACAUCUCAUAUCCCUGAUUAUUUACAGACGUAAUUUAAGGAGCACUUCUUAAACUUGUUGGACCAAAUGUCAUUAUUCUCUCUGUCUAUUCCUUUGAGCAAUAGUUUGGAAGUAUGAUUUUUUUGGGGUUACUCUAACCUCCAUCUUCAUUUAAGUAUUUUCUGCCAUAUCAAAAGUUCAUUUUUUGUUUGUUAUGUAUGUCCUGCUAACUAAAGAACCAAACGAGUGAAGCAUUUCUAAUCGUGGCCUUUUCUGGUGAUCAAGUGCCUUAACAUUUCCACUGAUAUCUGUGCUGUGUAAUUAUGUAGUUUAAGUUGUUAAAUAUAUUUCUUUUUCUAUGAAAGAGUUCUGAAUAUGCUGUAAAAAGUUGCCAUAAGGAGAAAAUGAAGCAGUUAGGUGGUGUUCCAUUUCUGAGUUGUUUUACAUGAAUUGUUUCAAUAAAGUCUUUCCUUGCACUGCA